CCAGUUUAAUAGCUCUUGUUAUUAAGUCAUUUAUUUGCAUAUCCAUACAUGAAUUUAAACAUUGCACGCCUAGAGACUGUGUAAUCGAGUCUUGUAGAAAGCAGACUACUAUCACAGAGUAAAAUUAAUUUGUUCAUCUUCUGCUGUAAAAUAUCAUCUGUAGACGCCGAUACAAGUAAUUCAAAGUACAGUUAUUCAAGCAAAUAACACGAGAGAACAAUGGCGUCUUCUUCCGGUAAUUUCACAAUGCCCCGCAAAAACUUUGAGAGAAUUCAGCGCCAUUUCGACUACAUUCUUGAGAGAGUGUUCAAUCCCGACGACUUGAUCACCGCCUUAUUCUGUAAAGGAGUUCUUGAUAUCGACCAAAAAACGCAUAUACUGAAUAUAGAGACUGGUAAACCGAGAGUUAAAAAGCUAUUGGACAUCCUAAUGACAGAAUGUGGAGAUUGUUAUCAGCUAUUUCUAGAGGCUUUAAGAGAAAAGGGUUUUGGACCCAUAGCAGAUACAUUAGGUGAACAAACCCCUUCAUAUAUCAGAGUAGCGCUCAUUGGCAGGACCGGAGUUGGUAAAAGUCGCUUGGGAAAUUUACUUCUACAUAGAGAUUGUUUUAAGUGCAGUAAUUCGAUGCAUUCGUGUACAUCAGUUUGUUCAAAUGGAGAACGAGCGUUAGAUGCAGAUACUAACUUGACCGUCAUGGACACUCCCGGCGUAUUUGACACAAGAGAUAACAAUACAGAAACUGUUAAAAAGUUCCUUUCCAUAUUUAAAUUUACUGGUAUUCACAUAUUUUUAAUGGUUGUCAGAAUUGAUGUGAGGUUCACAGAAGAGGAAGAAAAUGCCCUGCGGUCUCUGUGCGACGUGUUUGGUGAAGACAUAAAUGACCAUCUUAUUGUCAUAAUGAAUAACCAGGGCCGGGGGAUUAAAUCCAAAAAAAAAUUGCUUCCAGAAUUACCGACGUCAUUAAAAGAUAUUUUAGAACGUUGUGAACACAGAUGUGUUGUUGUAAAUUAUGUUAAUGAUGACAUGGUCGAUGGCAACCCAGAAAUCGAAGAUAUUAUAAACACUAUUAAAACAACAGUUACUAAAAACAAAGGACGCUCCUAUACACAUCAAAUGUUCAAGGAAGCUGAAAAAGCAUACACUGAGACACUAAAAAAACAAACAUGUGAUUUAGAGAAGAGAAUUAGACAACUCGAGUGUGAAAAUAAUCAGUUGAAAAAAUCUAGUGUACAAAAUAUAACUCUUGUCCAACAGAAUCCAAAACCUGAACGAGUAAAAACUAAAUACCAAACAGAUGCCGAAAAUUUACUCCGUGAUGCCACAAGUAAGCAGUUUGUAGAGACAAAGGCCUUUGAAGGAGGGAAACGUAUUUUGGAAGAAAAUUUUAUCUUGGGUAUAAUUGGCGCUGUAGGAGAUGGUAAAACAGUAUUAUGUCGGAUGAUCGCCAGUUCGUUCUUGAAGACCCAUAAAUAUUUUAUUCCAUUGGAAAUAGGACACCCAAGGGACAUGGAUUCCAUAACUUUCACAGAUGAGGAUAGCUACCUCUUGAUCAUCGAUGACAUUUUUGGUAUUUGGUCACGUAAAAUAAAAAAACAAAUGCUAGAAUGGCCAAAACAUUUUGAGUCAUUUUUCUUAGAAAAACAAAAACGCAACUCGGCAAUAAUCUAUGUUAUGAGAAAUGAUGUCUAUCAGGCUUGUCAGCAUGUUCUUUGGAAAUAUGAAAUAUUCGCUAUGUCAUAUCAAUUACAGCUUCAUGGAACACAAUUCCUGUUGUCAAAAGAUGAAAGAGAAGAUAUUUUGCGAUACCAUUUCAGAAACUGUUCCGAAAAACAGCUGGAGAAGAUGCUGGAACAAAGUUCAGGAUGCUUUGGUUUUCCAGGUAUUGUCAGUCUUUGUAGUAAAAUCAGGACAGUAAAUCCACUUAGGGUGUUGAAUGGUCUAUUUGAAUUUUUGCGCAGGGAAUACGAUAUUUUCUGGAAUGAAGAUAGAAUUAAGUAUAUGGCUCUAUUUGUUAUAUUUAGUCCACACCCUAUCUCUGAGGACGAAAUCCGACAAAAGACUAAUCACUUAAUACAAAAUCAGAUACAACAAGAAAUGGGGAAUAUGGGUGGUGUAGAAGAUAUUCUGGAUUCAUGCAAACAUUUAACUGGUUCUUACGUUUUAUGUGAUGAGAAUCGCAUGUUUUUACCAGAAAAGGUGAUCAGAUGCUUUCUGCUUCAUGUCUCUCAACGAUUUAUGAAACUGGCGAUAAAAUACUGUCCUUUUGAUCUCUUAAUAGAUCACGUUUCAACCGUACCAGGUGAUCAAAGGGUUUUUAUACAGCCACGUUUUUAUGUUGAUCUAUAUGAAAGAUUCUCCCGUGAGUUACAGGAGGGAAAUGAAGCGGUGUUAUUCCACCAAGCAUUUCUUGACAGUAAUUUUUUGCAUGAAUUUCUUAAUCGAGACAGUGCUGAGGUGCUGCUAAACCCCGAGCUGAAGAUGCAACUUGGUGUUGGUUCAAUCGAUGAAGGACAUUUUCUACACUAUGUAUGCUUAUUUGGAUAUUUAAACGAGCUGCAAAUAGUUUUCUCAUACUACAGCAAAACUACUGCCAAUUUUUCUGGCAUAAAAACAAAGCUUGGGUUCGAUUUACUAAGCCUUGCCGCUAAAUCCGAGAAAGAAGUAAAAGAUAAAAUAAACUAUUUACGUGAUCAGAAAUAUGUCAUGGAACGCCAGAGUAAAGCCGACAUUCAACGACUUAUUCGUGCAGCAGUCCAAUCAAACAGUUUGGACACUUUGAAACAUGUUAGUUCUUUUACAGAUAUAGACUUUACCUCUGUGGAUCUUAACCAGCGUACAUAUUUACACUAUGCCUGUGAUUCGGAUUAUGACAUCCCAGAAAUCGUCAAACAUAUCGUUGCAAAGGGCGCGAAUAUCAAUGCUGAGGAUGAAGAUGGUCGCACUCCCCUAAUUCUAGCCAUUCAACGAGGAAAGACCUUGACAAUAAAUUGUCUCAUAAAACUGAAAUCUUCUGUUAAAGUGGCUGACAAAGACGAAAAAUUACCCAUUCACGUAGCUGCCAACUCCAAUGCUGGUCGUUUGGAUAUUGAUACAUCUGCCAUAAUACAACUGUUGGUGGAAGCUGGAUCACCUGUUAAUGCUAAAGAUGCGUACGGUAGAACACCACUGACGGAAGCCCGCGCUAAAUGUGACAAAAAGAUGGUUGAUGUUCUAUUGGAAAAUGGAGCAGUUUCAGAUAACCAGAUAAUCAUGGCGUACUCACAGGAAGCGACAAGCAAGAAGACAAGUAAACAAGGUCGCAAGGCCAGAGAUGACAUGGCAGAAAUGAAUAUACCACAAAAGGAUACGGAUGAUACAGAUCACUUACUAAUAGAUGAAGAAAGCAAAGGGGUGACAAUUCCAGAACUAAAUGAUGAAGAUGUUUUAUUUUGA
This is a messenger RNA of Patella vulgata (common limpet), 3432 nucleotides long. RefSeq lists its product as uncharacterized. The transcript is spliced from 7 exons. The record is from RefSeq and is a predicted model, not a curated record. Gene Ontology annotation, biological process: regulation of apoptotic process. Gene Ontology annotation, molecular function: GTP binding; protein binding. NCBI's taxonomy places the organism in Eukaryota, Metazoa, Mollusca, Gastropoda, Patellidae. The coding region runs from base 220 to 3432 and encodes 1070 amino acids.